AUGUCUCUCUCUGUCUACAGUUCUGGGGCCUCCCAGCAGGCUUCAUCUCGCAGUGGGGUGGGGGGCCACCGGCUCAGCCGGUUGUCCAGCACCAGUAGCGGAGGAGGUGGCUUUGGUGGAAACUUUUUUGGCUCUGGUGGCAGUUUCAGUGUUGCAUCUAUGUUUGGUUCCAGCUGUGGCUUUGGGAGCAGCUCCAGGAGUGCCUUUGGAGGAGGGCUGGGCAGUGGUUAUGGAGCAGGACUGGGCAGUGGUUAUGGAGGAGGGCUAGGGAAUGGUUAUGGAGGUGGUCUAGGGAAUGGUUAUGGCGGAGGGCUGGCCAGUGGCUCAAUUGGCAUCCCCUGUAGCAAUGAUGGAGUCCUUCUUUCUGGAUCAGAAAAGGAAACCAUGCAAAACCUCAAUGACAGGUUGGCUUCCUACCUGGCUAAAGUCCGGGCUCUAGAGGAAGCAAACACUGAACUGGAGAACAAAAUUCGAGACUGGUAUGAAACACGUGUGACAGGUGACUCUGGGUCAGGAAAUGAUUAUGAAAAAUAUUACCCAUUAAUUGAAGAUCUUAAGAAUAAGAUUCUUUCAGCCACUAUAGAGAAUUCUCGGCUCAUUUUGCAGAUUGACAAUGCAAGGCUGGCGGCUGAUGAUUUUAGAAUGAAGUACGAGAAUGAGCAAGCCCUGCGCCAGAAUGUUGAAGCUGACAUCAAUGGCCUGCGCAGGGUGCUGGAUGAAUUGACCCUGGCCAGGGCUGACCUGGAGAUGCAGAUUGAAAGCCUGAUGGAAGAGCUGGCUUAUCUCAAGAAGAACCAUGAAGAGGAACUUCAAGCCAUCCAAGCCGGGGGGCCCGGCCAGGUCAGUGUGGAGAUGGAUGCUGCUCCGGGAAUCAACUUGACCAAGCUCCUGAACGACAUGAGAGCUCAGUACGAAGUCAUUGCGGAGCAGAAUCGCAAGGAAGCCGAAGCUUGGUUCGUUGAAAAAAGCGGAGAACUCAAGAAGGAGAUCAGCAGCAAUACCGAACAGCUCCAGACAAGCAAGAGCGAAAUAACGGACUUGAAGCGCACGCUCCAAAGUUUAGAAAUUGAGCUCCAGUCUCAGCUUGCUAUGAGAAAGUCCUUUGAGGACACCUUAGCAGAAACAGAAAAUGGUUACUGCAAUCAGCUAUCCCAGAUACAGCUCCAAAUUGGCAAUCUGGAGGCUCAAGUUUCCCAGGUGAGGAGUGACAUGGAGCGUCAGAAUGCAGAGUAUGAACAACUCCUAAAUAUCAAAACCCGGCUGGAGAUGGAGAUUGAGACCUACCGCCGCCUGCUGGAGGGAGAACUCGAAGGGAAUGGUGCUGUUGAAAGUUUAACCGUGCCGGAAUCUAAUUCUCAAGCACAGUCUAUUGAUUCUUCCAAAGAUCCAACAAGAACAAGGAAAAUCAAGACAAUUGUGCAGGAGGUAGUGGAUGGGAAAAUUGUUAAUUCUGAAGUUCGGGAAAUUGAAGAAGAACUCUAA
Trichosurus vulpecula (common brushtail) is the source of this 1482-nucleotide messenger RNA. Its product is annotated as keratin, type I cytoskeletal 12-like. Bases 1 to 1482 code for a protein of 493 amino acids. Gene Ontology annotation, molecular function: structural molecule activity. NCBI's taxonomy places the organism in Eukaryota, Metazoa, Chordata, Mammalia, Diprotodontia, Phalangeridae. The record is from RefSeq and is a predicted model, not a curated record. The transcript is spliced from 8 exons.